AAGACACGAUUUUGAUUAUAACACCACAAAAAAAACUUUUAUUAUAACACCACAAAAAAAAAAUGAUUUUACCACCAGAUAACAAAUUCUUUGAUGGAAUUCGUUAGUGGGUCCACAACAGACACGUUCAAUAGCUUAUUGGUUAAAAAAAUAAAUUAAUUAAAAAAAUAAUUAAAUAAAAACUUAAAAACCCUUAACCCUAACCCAGCCAGCUCCACCACCGGCACCACCCGCUUUAACCGUCGACAACCUUACCUAAGCUGCCGACACCCCACCAAAACCGGUGAAACCAGCCCAUACUCCCUUCCCCCUCCCCGAAAACCACCCCAGCUCGAUCCGCCUAGCCUCACAAAUCCACGAAUUCGCACCCUUUCGAACCCCCGCAACCACCACCUACCAUGAAUUUGUUCGCACGGAGCAAUCCCCGUAACCACCUCCGCCACAUCAUACAACCAAUUCAGACCCUUCGAACCACCGCAAAUGCCAAUUCGCACUGAUCUAGUGGAUUGUGGUUGGUAUUUGUGGUAGUUUUGGGGUUCGAAUUGGUUGUGAUUUGCGGUGGUUAGCAACCCACAAAUCAUCAAUUACUGCCUCGAUUAAGGGGGGAAGGGGUGAUUUUCGGGGAGGGGGAAGGGGGUUAGGGGUAGUUAGCUGGUUUCGCCGGAUUUGGUGGGGGAAGGGAGUGUCGGCGCCUGGGCAGGUAGUGCCGGCAGGUGGCAGCUGGGCUGAAUUAAGGUUUUGUUUUUUUUUUAAUUGAAUUUUUUUUAAACCAAUACAUGUAUGACACGUGUCUUUUAUAGGCCCCACUAAUGAUUUCUAUCCAAGAAUGCGUUAGUGAAAUUAAAUUUUUGGUUUUUUUUGGUGUUAUAAUAAUUUUUUUUUUUUUUUUUGUGGAUUUAUUAUCAAAAUCAUGUAUUUUUUUCUAUGUUAAUUUCUAAUUUAGCCUUAGAAAUAUAGAAUUUUACAGGAUAAUUAUUCCCCGGAGCUUUUUCACGUUUUACGCUGCCUCGCUGCACCACUCCCACUCUAUCUCUUUCAUUGAAGCAUACUCUCAACUCUCCAUUGAAGCUUGUUCUGAGCUUUCUCUCUUCCAUUGAAGCACUUUCUGAGGAUUUUGUUGAUAAAAUUGUUUAAUGUUGGGACUAAUGUGUGAAAAUGGAGUUUUCCUCCCUGGAACUAAGGCGGCUGCCCCUCCUGCUCUGAGUCCGGGUCGGGGUUGGGCUUCUACUUCAUCUGUUACUUUCAAAUUAGAUAACAGCAAGAAACUCCCUUUAGUCUCUUGCAAAGCUUCCAUUGAUGCUCCUAAUUCUUCAAUCCAGAGUGAGAAUAGGGCUUUGGUUGUACAAGGUGUGUCUGAAAAGAUUGUGGGUGUUUUGGGAGGUGGGCAGCUCGGUCGCAUGUUAUGCCAAGCUGCAUCGGAAAUGGCUAUCAAAGUAGCUAUUUUGGACCCCUCUGAGAACUGCCCAGCUUCUUCUUUCUCACAUUAUCAUAUGGUUGGUAGCUUUGAUGACAGUACCACAGUUGAGGAAUUUGCAAAGAGGUUGGAAUUUCAAUGUGGAGUUUUGACAAUGGAGAUUGAGCAUGUUGAUGUUGCCACACUUGACAAGCUUGAACAACAAGGAGUUGAUUGCCAACCCAAAGCCUCUACCAUUAGGAUAAUCCAGGAUAAAUACCUUCAGAAGCUACAUUUUUCUCGACAUGGGAUCCCUUUGCCUGAGUUUAUGGAGAUAGAUAAUGAUGAAAGUGCAAGGAGUGCUGGAAAGCUAUUUGGUUAUCCUCUUAUGAUCAAGAGUAAAAGGCUUGCCUACGAUGGACGUGGUAAUGCUGUUGCUAAGUGUGAAGAAGAUCUCACUUCUGCAGUCAGUGCUCUUGGGGGAUAUGAGCGAGGCCUGUAUGUCGAGAAAUGGGCUCCAUUUAUAAAGGAAUUGGCAGUCAUUGUUGCAAGAGGAAGAGACAAUUCUGUCUUGUGCUAUCCUGUUGUUGAAACUAUACACAAGGAGAAUAUUUGUCACAUUGUUAAGGCUCCAGCUGCUGUACCAUGGAAAGUAAGAAAACUAGCCACUGAUGUUGCACAUAAAGCUGUGAGUUCUUUGGAAGGUGCAGGAGUCUUUGCAGUAGAAUUGUUCUUGACGGAGGCUGGAGAGAUUUUGCUUAAUGAAGUAGCUCCCAGACCGCAUAAUAGUGGACAUCAUACUAUUGAAUCAUGUUAUACCUCUCAAUAUGAGCAGCAUUUGCGAGCGGUUAUUGGUCUUCCACUCGGCGAUCCAUCUAUGAAGACACCAGCUGCAAUCAUGUAUAACAUACUAGGAGAAGAUGAGGGGGAACCAGGUUUCCGUAUAGCUCAUGAACUCAUGACAAGAGCUCUAGCUUUGCCAGGGGCGUCUGUUCAUUGGUAUGACAAAUCAGCAAUGAAAAGGCAACGCAAAAUGGGUCACAUCACUAUUGUUGGCUCUUCUAUGGGCAUUGUGGAGGGACAUCUGAAAUCCUUGUUGAAAGAAGACAACCCAGAUGUCUCAGCUCGAGUUGGAAUCAUUAUGGGAUCCGAUUCAGACCUUCCUGUCAUGAAAGAUGCCUCCCGGAUCUUAAAUAUGUUUGGAGUGGCACAUGAGGUCAGAAUUGUUUCUGCACAUAGGACUCCAGAUAUGAUGUUUUCAUAUGCUACAUCUGCUUGGGAACGAGGUAUCCAAGUUAUCAUUGCUGGUGCUGGUGGUGCAGCUCAUUUGCCAGGAAUGGUUGCAGCACUUACUCCAGUACCAGUAAUUGGUGUCCCUGUGCGUGGCUCCUCGCUGGAUGGAAUGGACUCACUCUUAUCAAUUGUCCAGAUGCCUAGAGGGGUUCCUGUUGCAACAGUUGCAAUAAAUAAUGCUACAAAUGCUGGGCUUCUCGCAGUAAGGAUGCUGGGUGUUGCUGAUUCGGAUUUGACCUCUAGAAUGGCCCAGUAUCUUGAAGAUGCUAAAAAUGAUGUGUUGGUAAAGGCUGAAAGGCUACACAAAGAUGGGUGGGAAGCUUAUUUGAGCAAAUGAGAUUUGUUCUCUCAUUGUGAAAGGGGGAAAAAUUGUUGCACAUCAAUAAACUACAUCCCCAAAGAACAUGGUAUGAACAUAGAUGUGUGAUUCUUUUGUGGCGAGGAGCAGGCUUGGAAGCCACCACAAGCAGCCCAUACCAAGCUACAAAAAUUGAAGGAUGAGAAUGCGUAUGAUGAUGCCCUAGCCAUCACUCAUGUGUCGGAAAACUUCAGAAACUCUUAAAUCAUGAGAUGGACACUGAAGAGAUGUUUUAGAGGUAUAUUGCAUUAUACAAAGUCAUCCUGUAGUUUGGAAUAAUCCACAGGUACCCUUGGUCCAAUGCUCAUGUAGAAGAAGGUAGGGACAAAGGGGGUACCCCAUGAAAAAGCUAAAUACUAUUUUCUAUCUUCUGUAUCUUAUUUUCCAAAUUGCGAAUCAAGGGUAAGCGUAAAAUGUACAAUUUUGGCCUGUAAUAAUCAUUAGUUGGCCCCUAACAUUGUUUGUUUCUGACUAAAGGUGUGUUGGUAUAAAAAAGAAAAAGUGCUUUGUAAUAAAAAUGAAAAAGCUUAGAAGCCCCAAGAUGCCUAAAAAACCCCGUAAGGGCAAUAAUGGAUCUGGCUGGUAAUACAUUACUCCAUCCGUUUUCUAAUAAUUGUCGCACUUAAUUUUUUGCUACAUACUUGUGGUUCCA
Chenopodium quinoa (quinoa) is the source of this 3696-nucleotide messenger RNA. Its product is annotated as phosphoribosylaminoimidazole carboxylase, chloroplastic-like. Gene Ontology annotation, biological process: 'de novo' IMP biosynthetic process. Lineage: Eukaryota; Viridiplantae; Streptophyta; Magnoliopsida; Caryophyllales; Amaranthaceae. Gene Ontology annotation, molecular function: phosphoribosylaminoimidazole carboxylase activity; ATP binding; metal ion binding. The transcript is spliced from 17 exons. The record is from RefSeq and is a predicted model, not a curated record. Gene Ontology annotation, cellular component: chloroplast. Bases 1134 to 3023 code for a protein of 629 amino acids.